Anisakis simplex (herring worm) is the source of this 210-nucleotide messenger RNA. NCBI's taxonomy places the organism in Eukaryota, Metazoa, Nematoda, Chromadorea, Rhabditida, Anisakidae. The record is from the annotation of a GenBank genome assembly.
AUGGAAGAAGAUAUCUACAGAGUCGUAUCAGAUGGUGCUAGUAGUAUGGUGAAUGCCUGCAAGGAUGAUGUUGACGAAAUAGUGGUGGAUUUAUCGAAUGAAAAUAAUGAAAGUGAAGAUGUGGAAGGGAAUGACCCUGCGUUUUGUGACGACAAUUUAGAGGUAGAAUCGGAAGAAUGUGAUGCACCCGACAAUAUAAUCCAACUAUGA